AUGUUACUGUUUAAUCGGGAGAAGUUGACAGUGGAAACCUCGGAUGAACAAAUUGUUCUUUCAGCUUUGAUGCAUGACAUAAAGGCUGAUGGGCCGUUGAUGGCUAAAUUAGCUAGGAAAUGGACUUCGGGAACUCUUCGGCAAUUCACGAACAAAGUUGAAGAGUUCAUUAACCAAGAAGAAACUAUCUCAACUUUGAUGAAGUCCAAACCUGAAGAAAGUAGGCUUGUUUCUGACUUAGCUAGAGCAACACCAAAAACUUUUGUGGAGAAGAAGAAGAAAAGAGAUCAUCAGAAGGUGAGAACCCCAGAAAAGAAGAUUGAAUUACCGCCCAGGCAUAAUCAGCAGCAACAAUAUCUAGGAUGGACACCUCUAAAUACAACUAUUUAUAAGGUGUUCAUGGAGGGCAAAAAGGAUCCGAGCUUCAGAUGGCCUAGAAAGAUUAAAGCCCUUCCUCAAAAUCGCACCACUCAGAAGUUUUGCGAAUACCAUAAUGAUCAUGAACAUUAUACCGAGGAUUGCAUAAGUCUUCGAUUUGAAAUCGAAAAACUUCUCAGAAAUGGGAAGUUGUUGAAGUUCGUAGCUGAAGAGAAGGGUCGAGAAAAAAAUCCUCAAGGCAGACAGAGUCAUCGUUCAGGACCGAACUCAGGGCCGAACAAUAACAACUUGCACAAUCAGAGGCAAAAGCGUGAUGAACCGAGGAUUCCUCAGAACAACCAACAAAGCCCUCAGAAUCAAACCGUUGUUGGGGAGAUCCGAACUAUCGCAGGAGGAUUGGCUGGCGGAGGAGAAUCCAGUUCAGCAAGAAAGGCCUACAUCAAGCAAGCAAGAAUAGAGGAAGUCUUUUCGCUUGAGAAGCCGUCCAAGGUACAGAAACAGGAACCAAAUGUUCUAACAUUUUCGGAGGAGGACGCAAAGGAAAUUUCAACGCCACACGACAAUGUGUUGGUAAUAACUUUAACAAUGGCUAAUCACGCUAUUCAUCGAGUUCUGGUGGACAAUGGAAGUUCGGCCGAUAUUUUGUAUUGGACAGUUGUUUAG
Molecule: messenger RNA, 1041 nt
Organism: Corylus avellana
Lineage: Eukaryota; Viridiplantae; Streptophyta; Magnoliopsida; Fagales; Betulaceae
Source: RefSeq, a predicted model, not a curated record